CUGGGAGGUCCACGUGUACUCAUUCCUCUUCUCUCUCAUCACCUUCCUGUUCAUGUUGUUCAUCCUGUGACCCUGUAGUCCUGUGCUCUGACCCCGCCUGCAGCUCCAGCAGGGCCCUGUCCUCAAGGACCCCCAGCUCCAACCCUCACCCUGCAGUGUCUCUUUCAUUUGGUACUCCUCAGUCCAAUCAAUCAAACAGGGCCCUGUCCAGAGAAGAAUGGUCCCUAAGGCCUUUGAUUAUAAAUGUGGAACCAUGCAGUCCAUCACACUACAACAGAUCCAGCUCCACGCCACUGCACAACAGUCACAAACACAAGCAGCGUGCAAAGCAUCAUAAAAGCCAAGUUAUGGGUCUGUCACCUAUCGGGAUGGCAGGCUCUGCUCAGAGUCAACACCGUAGAGCCAACCAGAGGAAAAGGAAGAGAAAAAAACACAUCCACAGGCUAUUAGAAGAUGAGAAAGAUGACCUGUACCAGCUCUAUGACCUAGACAGUUCAGAUGAAGUGCUGGAGGACAGCUACACACAGGCGCCACACAAGCAGGCCUCACGGGGCUGUGUUCGCAGACGACAGGGAGAGAGUGUGUACAACAUCAACAACAUUGUCAUCCCCAUGUCCCUGGCUAAAGUGGAGAAGCUGCAGUACAAAGACAUCCUGACACCAAGCUGGCGGGUGGUUGACCCCUUUUCUCUGAACUGUGAAGCAGAGAAAGAGGAGGACAAAGAGGAGGGGCAGGAGGAGGAUAACAAUAACAACGUGGUUGCCCGGAGACACAUGGAAUUAGAGCAGAGAGAGAAGCUGCGCUGGCCAUCAUGGGCGAAAAUAAAAUGCUGCAGACGUCCUGAAAGCAGGUUGUCAGGGGGCGGGAUGUGCACAUCAGGAGAGGAGAGCUCUGCUGAAUUGAGUUGUGCUCAGCUGCUGGAUACUGAUGAACAGCAAAGCCCUGAGGAGUGGCUGCCUCAGACACCCUGGGAGCCACGAGAGUUUCCUCUAGAAAAAGACGAGGAAGACGCCCUACUCUCCGAUAACCUAGAAGAAGUGGCGGCAACAGGAGGUCAGAGUGUAACUCUACCCCCACAGCAGCAAAGAACUCCAACUCCCAUCUCUCCCCUGCUUCCUGCUCUGGUAUUACACUGUCAUCUGGUGGACAAAGCAAGAGCAGCUGAGAGAGCAGUGCCUUACUUUAACAUAUCUCCUCACAUCUGGGACCCUGACGUUAAAUGAUGAGUGGGAUAAUUGGGAUACUUAAUACAUUCCAGAACAGGGAUUUGAUUGUGUCUGCUUAAUACUUUAAAGUGUUUUUAAUUGUAUCUUGUGAGUAUUGUAGCAUGUGCCAUAAUAGUGUAAAUUGACUACUGUAGCUUAUGCUAUACUUUUAAGUUUCAAUGUACAAGAGGUACUGUAUGUAGAGAAGAAUGUACUAGCACUACCCAAAUGUAGUCUCAGGAUUGCAUACUGUUUGUAGAUGCCACUCACUAUUUAUUUAUUCAUUCAUUCACAGCUGUCUUAAAAAGAUAGUAUAGGAAGACUUUAGAAUAUAAAUAUAUAUAUAUAUAU
Molecule: messenger RNA, 1556 nt
Organism: Notothenia coriiceps (black rockcod)
Lineage: Eukaryota; Metazoa; Chordata; Actinopteri; Perciformes; Nototheniidae
Product: KAT8 regulatory NSL complex subunit 1-like protein
Exons: 10
Coding region: 348-1223 (291 amino acids)
Cellular component (GO): NSL complex
Molecular function (GO): histone acetyltransferase binding
Source: RefSeq, a predicted model, not a curated record